AACACUUGGCAUUCCGUGGAGUGAGGCGCGAGGGGACUCCGGAGACAGCUGGCGAGGAAGACAGGAACUACACAGACAAACAAUGGCUGAGAGGGAAGAGAUCCUCGCCAAUUUCCAGGCAUGUUCAGGUAUUGAGGAUGUCGGUGAGGCCUUCAUGCACCUGGAGGCUGCCAACUGGAACCUGUUGGAGGCACUGCAGGUGGUCAUGCCACAGGAGGCCACCACAGCCACACCCACACAUCCACCGCCACUGCAGUCAGUGUCACAGCAAGAGGUGAUAAGUGUUGACUCCUCACCCGAGUCCUUGCUUCCACCUCCUAUACCCCCCCUGCCCCCGUCCAUCUCCCCUGCACCCACACCCUCCUCCUCUCACACACCGGCAGUCAUGGACGUGAACAUUCAGGUUCUGUGUGGGGGGGCAUCCGAGGGCAGCACUUUCCCCCUGGAGCUUCCCGGGACAACGUCUGUGAGUGAGCUGCGCACAAUGCUACACCAACUGGUUGGCAUAAACCCCUGCAAUCAGAUCUUAGAAGGCUUUAAAGUCCCGGUGGAAGACAGCACAAUGAUCACCCCAGAACUGCUGCCAGAGUCCCGAACACUGUCCCUCAAUGCUCACGCUUCUGUCCCUUAUGAAAAUUACUUUGAGAGAAUCAAUGGUGCCCAUGGAGACCACUACCUCCUGCUUAUCCACGAUGAGACGGGCAACCAGGACUACAGCCUGAAGUUCCCCGGCUCCAAACGCAUCCGGGAAAUCAAGAGUGACAUGCACGACCUCACCAGCAUAGCCGUGCGUCACCAGCAGUGGACCGGAUGGCCUCCCAACAUUGAUGAGGAGAAUGCAACUCUGGCUUCAUCCGGCAUCAGCAAGCAGCACCACCUGACAGUACGGAGGGCGAUCACCAAAGAGCGAACUCCCAAGGCUCAGCGGAAGGUACUUAUGGACACAGGAGAGAACAGUUCUGGCGAUGAGUUUGAGGACGCACCAGAACUCCUCAAUGACGACGACGACUUCCUUGCCAUGAUGGACGUCCCAGCCACCAAAAAACCACAGACGUUAAUACCUGCUGACGUGGAUGACGAGGUGAUGGGAGUCAUACACUUCUCAGAGGAGUUCAGGAAUCGUUACGGGAGUUGUGUUCCCAUGUUCUAUCAGGGAUCACUGGAAGACGCGCUCAAGGAGUCCGUUCUGCUUCCUGCUAAGAAUAGGAAGUUGCUGGCUGUGUACUUACACCACGAUGGCAGCAUUCUGUCCAACGUGUUCUGCUCUCAGGCGCUCUGCCAGGUCUCUGUGGUGGACUACCUAUCUGCCAAUUUCAUUGUCUGGGGCUGGGAUCUGACACAUGAGGCAAACAAGGCGAGAUUACUUAAUUUAGUCACCACACACUUCGGGUCCAUUGCCUCAACCACAGUGAGGAACUUCAAUGUGGACAAACUGCCAGCGCUGCUUGUCAUCACCCGCACCAGAGGGGUCAUUGAGGUCCUCUCUGUCAUACACGGCAAUGGAGUGUUGGAUGAGGUGAUGACGUCUCUGCUGCAUGCGACGGAGAUGUUUGAAGAGCAGCGGGCCACAGAGGUGCAUGAGGAGGAGGCCAGGGAUGCGAGAGAGGCUGUGAAGGCUGAACAGGAUGCCGCGUAUAUGGAGAGUCUCAAGGCUGACAGAGCAAAGGCAGCAGCUAAAAAGCAAGCCGAGAUGGAAGAGAAGGAGGAGCGAGAGAGAGCAGAAUCUCUGAAACAACAGGAGGAUGCUAUCAAGGAGGCUGUGCGGGCCUCCCUGGAGACAGACCUACCCGAGGAGCCUGAUGCAGACUGCCACCACCCGGUCUCUACCCUCCGCUUCCGCAUACCUGGUGGUGAGACCUUCAGCCGCAACUUCCUGGCCAGUACAACCCUUCAGGUGCUGCUCAACUUCCUUCACGUCAAGGGCUACCCUGCGGAUGAAUACAAGUGUCUGCAGUCGUGGCCUCGAAGAGAUGUGAGCUCUCUGGACAGCUCCAAGACCCUGAUGGACUACAAGCUGUAUCCUCAGGAGACCCUCAAUAUAGAAGAGCGAUGAAGAGGUGCCGGCACACUGCGUCUGUGUCUCCGGGUGGGCAGAUGUAGGGAGGCAGGUGACUGCUGGAGAACAUCCUAGGUGAAGUUUCCCAUUAUUUUAUUUUGUGGAUGUGGUUUUUCUCAGAAGUCACAUGUAAUUCUUAUCACCUGAGGGUGUUUGUUUGGUAUUUCCUUGGAGGACACUGAAUGUAAUUACAGUAAUUCAUAUUCAGGUUUUGUUAUGAAUUUGGUGUCAAUAACGUGAAGAAGUCAAUGCUAGUGACAGAUUGUAGAACUCUGCAGGCUAUGUACAUAGGAGGCUCUACAAAGUUAACAUUUGAAGCUAAAAACUAUCAGUGUUAAGCAGAAGUUUAGCAUUUUGAAAAGAGUAUAUAUACACAUAUAUAUUUCUGAAACUUACUCAGAUAUCAAAUGUAAAUUCUUGUAGGUUUAAAUUAUUGGAAAUUAAUUAUGCAUCUAAUUUUAUAAAGAUUAAGAAUAUAAACAAUACAAUAA
Portunus trituberculatus (swimming crab) is the source of this 2547-nucleotide messenger RNA. RefSeq names its product FAS-associated factor 1-like (gene casp). Lineage: Eukaryota; Metazoa; Arthropoda; Malacostraca; Decapoda; Portunidae. The coding region runs from base 83 to 2053 and encodes 656 amino acids. Gene Ontology annotation, molecular function: ubiquitin binding. The transcript has 17 exons. Gene Ontology annotation, cellular component: endoplasmic reticulum; nucleus. The record is from RefSeq and is a predicted model, not a curated record.